Fusarium subglutinans is the source of this 774-nucleotide messenger RNA. RefSeq names its product cell wall SED1. The transcript has 3 exons. Bases 1 to 774 code for a protein of 257 amino acids. Lineage: Eukaryota; Fungi; Ascomycota; Sordariomycetes; Hypocreales; Nectriaceae. The record is from RefSeq and is a predicted model, not a curated record.
AUGAAGAUCUACAAGGCUUUCUCAGCGGUCGUGCUCGUUAGAGGUGUUGCUGCUGGCUCUGUUCCGAUAAUGUCGCCCAUUCCGAAACCGCCCAUCAAAAAUGAAACGAAGCAUAGCACGGCCGAGACCCUCGUGACUACUAUCACUUCUGACUACUCAUUCUACUGUCCUGAACCUACUACGUUUCACCAUAAAAACCUCACUUACACGGCCACGGAGCCAACUUAUUUGACCAUCACGAACUGCCCGUGUACUGUCACUUACACGCAGAACACAAAGUCCCCUGCGACAGUCGUCUAUCCCACGGCCCCCCCUGGCCAGCCAAUGUCCCCCCCGCCUCCGGUGAUGUCCUCAUCUGCUCCUGCACCACCACUGCCUCCCAGCAAGCCGGCGUCACCUCCUACCAAGGCUACAGUCCCGUACUCUGAGCCUUAUCUUCCACCAGCAAACCCCGAAUCCACUGUUCCUGUCCCAGAAGCUCCUCCCCCUCCCCCUCCUCCUCCUGCAUCUGGGCCCCCUCCGCCAAAAGCUACAGUUCCAGCUGCUGGUACUCUACCUCCUCCUCCACCCCCCGAGGUUUCGGCCCCAGCCCCAGGGCCGCCGUCUCCUCCCUCUAUACCCGGACAACCGGCUGUUCCUCCAUCUCGAGCUGCCCUACCCCCGGUCAACCCUACUGGUACUAUCGAGGCUUCUGUGCCUUCGGCCGCUGCUAAUAAGGUGUCUGGAAGCUUUGGCGCUUUCGUGUUGGCUGGCAUUGUAGCUUUGGCCAUGUGA